Psilocybe cubensis is the source of this 1662-nucleotide messenger RNA. RefSeq lists its product as uncharacterized. The record is from RefSeq and is a predicted model, not a curated record. Gene Ontology annotation, biological process: transmembrane transport. Gene Ontology annotation, molecular function: transmembrane transporter activity. NCBI's taxonomy places the organism in Eukaryota, Fungi, Basidiomycota, Agaricomycetes, Agaricales, Agrocybaceae. Gene Ontology annotation, cellular component: membrane. The coding region runs from base 1 to 1662 and encodes 553 amino acids. The transcript is spliced from 11 exons.
AUGGUGGAGAUACAAGACCAGACAUCGCGACUAACCGGCAUACAGUUGCUCAUUGUCUUUCUUGGACUCAAUCUGGCUCUUCUAAUUAGUUUUCUUGAUUCCACUUCCGUUUCAACUGCGCUGCCGGACAUUGCCAGCGAUCUCAAAGCUGGAAAUAGUAUAAGUUGGACUGGAACAUCUUUCCUCGUUGCAAACACUGGUUUCCAAAUUAUAACGGCACGCCUAAGCGAUAUUUUUGGGAGGAAAGCUGUGUUGAUAUCCUGUCUAUUUUUGUUUGGAUUUGGAGAUCUUCUUUGUGGAUUUGCAACAUCCGAAGCUUGGUUAUAUGCUUGUCGCUCCAUCGCUGGAAUAGGCGGCGGUGGAAUUAACUCACUUACGAUGAUAAUUUUAUCUGACAUUGUCAGUAUCGAAAAACGCGCAAAAUAUCAGGGCCUUUUGGGAAUCUCAAUUGCUCUUGGUUCUGGAAUCGGGCCUCUCAUAGGAGGUUCCCUCGCAGAGAAAGCGUCAUGGCGGUGGACAUUCUGGUUCACCGUGCCGUUGACAUUGUGCACUAUUCUCGUGAUUGGAAUUCUUCUCCCUCUAAAGCACGUCAAAGGUGGCGCAAAGGAAAAAUUGAAGCAGAUCGAUUGGCUCGGGUCGAUGUUGAGCCUCGCUGCCAUCGUGAUGAUCCUUGUACCUAUUUCUGGAGGAGGAACCUUGUAUGAAUGGGUGUCCCCUACGUUCCUUGUGUUGUUGAUAACCGGCUUGACCCUGGCGGUCAUCUUUGUCCUGGUCGAAUUCAAAUAUGCUAAAUUACCUGUGAUGCCAUUACACAUGUUCCGAGUACCCACCGUAUCCCUAAUCCUAAUGCAGACAUUUUUUGUUGGUAUGAUUUUCUAUGGUGGAAUGUUCUUUACACCUAUCUACCUGCAGAACGUAUUGGGGUACUCUCCCAUCAUGUCAGGCGUCCUUAUUCUUCCCCUGGUGCUCAUUCAAGUCUUCUCAACCUCGGCCAUGGGGUUCAUCACUGAAAAAACGGAUAGCCUCAAACCGUGGAUUAUUUUGGGAUUUAGCAUCUGGCUUGUAGGCCAGGCCGCCCAGACGGUGUUCGAUCGCACAACUAGCGUAGCAAAAAUUGUGGUUAUUCUCUUGAUUCAAGGCAUUGGUGUAGGCGGAACACUUCAAACCCUUGUACUUGCCCAAGCUUCUGCGCCUCCACUCGACAGAGCCGUCGUCACUGGUACAAGAAACUUCGCCCGCACGAGUGGAGGCGCUCUAGGCCUCGCAGCCUCAAACGCAAUCCUGAACAAUCUCUUCAGCAAAAACCUCCCAGAAUCUCUUUCACCGUCCUUGCGGACGGGUCUUCUCGAAAGCAUUUCUAAUAUGCCGGCUGACCUGGACGCGCAAACUCGUGAUGCGAUUCUGAACGCCUACAAUGACGCUAUUCAUUGGGUAUUUGUGUACUUCGCGCCUGUCAUUGGCCUUUGCCUGUUCUUGUCUUUCUUCAUGACCGACCAGCAUCUACGACGUCGAGGGUCUAACGACGACAGCAAAGUAUCUGCGGCAAAAGGAGACCAUGAACAGGGCACUAUCGACGAAAAGCAUUCUGCAAAGAAUAAGGAAAAUGCCAUAAGCAACGUAACGACAAUGUUCGUUGUCUCUCGAUCGCCAUCUCGCAGUUGA